Gracilinanus agilis (Agile Gracile Mouse Opossum) is the source of this 7659-nucleotide messenger RNA. RefSeq lists its product as uncharacterized. The record is from RefSeq and is a predicted model, not a curated record. NCBI's taxonomy places the organism in Eukaryota, Metazoa, Chordata, Mammalia, Didelphimorphia, Didelphidae. Bases 1 to 7659 code for a protein of 2552 amino acids. The transcript has 13 exons.
AUGCAGAGAUUUCAAGGGAUUGAAAUGAAUGAGGACAGCAUCUCAAGCCUCAAGGAUCACCAGUGUGCGCCGCCUGGAAGUGAAAGGGGAAAAAUGGUGGGCCAGAAACUUCAAGGGAGACCUGAGACUGGAUUGGAGAUUGAGGCAGAGUCAAGUCUUCUGAAGGGUGAAUUCUCUGUGAGAUCUGAGCAGAGGAGCCUCAAUUGUGUUGAUGAAGGGAAUACCCAUGGCAGUGAACUAGGAAUGCUUGUGGACUCUGUAUAUGCUUAUGCUGUGUCAUAUGCUGUCAUGUCCUCUUACGUCUCCAGCCUGUGGCCCAGCCAGACUAACCUCCUGCUGGUCUUCACAUACUUGGAACCUAGGCCUGAGAUCCCAAAGUCAACUCCAAAAGAGAAUAUUCCAGAAGAAUCAUCCCUGGGGGUGAAAGUUGAAAGACCUGGAGGGGCUGACUAUUGCUGCUCCACUUUGGGGGCAUUUAUAGAUAGUGAGAGCCAGAAAGAGAGGCGGCAAGUAAAGGAAGAGAGUGAGGCAAGACAACUAAGUAGACCUCAGGAGUUUCAAAUUGGAGCAGAAAGUUAUAAAAAUAGUGAAUGUGGGCAGACCUUCAGGCAAUGCCCAAACCUUCCUGAAGAUGAACAAAUCCAGACUGAUGUGAGACCUUAUAAAUGUCAGCACUGUGGGCAAGCAUUCACUAAAAAUUCAGGACUUACUCGACACCAGAAGAUUCAUACUGGAGAGAAACCAUAUACAUGUGAUCAAUGUAGGAAAUCCUUCAGACAGGUCUCAGACCUUGUUAAGCACCAGAGGAUUCAUACUGGAGAGACUCCUUACAAAUGUAAUGAAUGUGAGAGAGCCUUCAUUUCCAACUCAGAAUUUCAUAGGCACAAGAGGACUCAUACGGGACAGAAGCCUUACAAAUGUCAAGAAUGUGGAAAAGCAUUUGUUGAAAGUGCAGACUUUGUUAAGCAUCAGAGAAUUCAUACUGGAGAGAAGCCACAUAUAUGCAAGGAUUGUGGGAAAGGCUUCAUUGAGAGCUCUUCCCUUGUGAAGCACCAGAGGAUUCAUACUGGAGAAAAGCCUUAUAUCUGUAAGGAAUGCCGGAAAGCAUUCACACAGAAGUCCCACCUAGCAUUACAUCAGAGUAUACAUACUGGAGAGAAGCCUUAUUCAUGUAAUGAAUGUGGGAAAGCCUUCACGGAGAGCUCUGCCCUUGCUAAGCAUUGGAGAAUUCAUGCGGGAGAGAAGCCUUAUGAAUGUAGUGACUGUAGGAAAGCCUUCACUCGAAAGUUCAACCUGAUCCUACACCAAAGGAUGCACACUGGAGAGAAGCCUUAUGGAUGUAAGGAAUGUGGGAAAGCCUUCAGUGACACCUCAAUCCUUGUGAAGCACCAGCGAAUCCAUACUGGAGAGAAGCCUUAUAAAUGUGAUGAGUGUGGGAAAGCCUUCAAUCAAAAGUCCCACUUGAUCCUCCAUCAGAGGAUCCAUACGGGAGAGAAGCCCCAUAAAUGUGAUGAGUGUGGGAGUGCUUUCACUCAAAGAUCAACCCUUGUUAAGCACCAGAGAACUCAUACUGCAGAGAAACCUUAUAAAUGUGAUGAAUGUGGGAAUGGCUUCAGUAGAAAGGGUCUCCUGAUCAGACAUCAAAAGAUAUUAUUUGCUAUAUGGGAUGGCUUUCUGGGAAAGGAGAAAGAAAAGAACUUGGAGGCUAUGACUACAACCACAGAUGAAACUCCAAAAGAGAACUUUCUGGGAGAACAGUCAUCCCAAGGGGUAAAAGUGGAAAAACUCAGAGGGGACAAAUGGCAUCACUCCACUCUGAGGAGAUGUGGGGGAAGUAAGUGCCUUAAAAAGAGGCAUCUGGAGAAACAGGAGAGUGAUGGGAGAAAAAUGAUGAAACAUCAGAAGAGAGACCGAAGUUAUAAAUGUAAUCAGUGUGGGCAGGGAUUCACUCACAAUUCAAGCCUUGUUGUACAUCAGAGGAUUCAUACUGGUGAGAAGCCUUAUAAAUGUAAUGAAUGUGGAAAAGCAUUUACUCGCAACUCAAUCCUUACAGUACACCAAAGGAUUCACACUGGAGAGAGGCCUUAUAAAUGCAACGAAUGUGGGAAGGCUUUCAUUCAGAGCUCAAACCUUAUUUUACAUCAGAGGAUUCAUAGUGGAGAGAAGCCUUAUAAAUGCAACGAAUGUGGGAAGGCUUUCAUUCAGAGCUCAGACCUUAUCGUACACCAGAAUAUUAAUACCGAGGAAAAGCCUUAUAAAUGCAAUGAAUGUGGGAAGUCCUUCAUUUUGAGUUCAACCCUUAUUGUUCACCAGAGGAUUCAUACUGGAGAAAAGCCUUUUAUAUGUAAUGAAUGUGGGAAAACAUUCAUUCAGAGGUCAGACCUCGUUAAACACCAGAGGAUUCAUACAGGAGAGAAGCCUUAUAAAUGCAGUGAAUGUGGGAAAGCGUUCAUUGAAAGUUCAACUCUUAUUGUGCAUCAGAGGAUUCACACUGGAGAGAAGCCUUAUACAUGUAAUGAUUGUGGGAAAGCCUUCACUCGGAACUCCUACCUGCACCAACAUCAGAGGAUCCAUACUGGAGAGAAGCCCUUUAGAUGUAAUGAAUGUGGUAAGUCAUUCACUCGCAAUUCAAGUCUUAGAAUCCCUUCAUUUAGUUCACAUCAAAUAUUUCAUUCUGGAGAGAAGCCUUACAAAUCUAAUGGGUGUAGGAAUGCCUUCAAUCACAACUCAGAUCUAAAAAUGACUAAACAUCAUAAGAUUCAUCCUAGAGAGAAAUGUUAUAAAUGUAAUGAAUGUGGGAAAGAUUUCAGUCAGUGCUCACAUCUUACUGAACAUGAAAAGAUUCAUUCUGGAGAGAAGCCUCAUAAAUGUAAGGAAUGUGGGAAAGCCUUCACUCACACCUCAAGCAUUAUACGACAUCAGAGGAUACACACAGGGGAGAAACCCUAUAAAUGUAAUGUAUGUGGAAAAGCCUUCAUUCAGAAAUCUGAUCUUAAUGUACAUCAGAUGAUUCAUACUAAAGAAAAGCCUUUUAAAUGUAAAGAAUGUGGGAAAGCAUUCAGUAAAUCCUCAUAUUUUAUUCAACAUCAGCUAAUUCAUACUGGAGAGAAACUUUAUAAAUGUCAUCAAUGUGAGAAAGAAUUUACUCAGAACUCUGGCCUUAUUCAACAUCAGAAGAUUCAUACCAGAGAGAAACCUUAUAAAUGUAAUGAAUGUGGGAAAGCAUUCUCUAAUACCUCUCGAGUUAUUCAACAUCAGAGAAUUCAUACUAGAGAGAAGCCUUAUAAAUGUAAAGCAUGUGGGAAGACAUUUGCUCAGAAUUCCACCCUUACUCAUCAUGAGAAGAUUCAUAAUGGAGAGAAACCUUAUAAAUGUAGUCAUUGUGGUAAAGCAUUCACUCAUAUAUCUGGCCUCAUUCAACAUCAGAGGAUGCAUACUGGAGAGAAGUCUUAUAAAUGUAAUGAAUGUGGGAAAGCAUUCUUUAAGACCUCACAUGUUACUCAACAUCAGAGGAUUCAUACAGGAGAGAAACCUUAUAAAUGUAAAGAGUGUGGGAAAUCCUUCAUUCAGAAUGGUAGCCUCAUUCGACAUAAGAGGAUUCAUACUGGAGAGAAGCCUUAUAAAUGUAAUGAAUGUGGGAAGGUAUUCUCUAAUUCCUCACAUGUCAUUCAACAUCGUAGGAUUCAUACUGGAGAGAAACCUUAUAAAUGUAAAGAAUGUGGGAAUGCAUUCACUCAGAAAGGUAGCCUUAUUCGACAUCAGAAGAUUCAUACUGGAGUGAAGGUUUAUAAAUGUAAUGAAUGUGGGAAAACAUUUACUCAAAACUCAGUCCUUCUUCUUCAUCAAAGGAUGCAUACUGGAGAGAAGCCAUAUAAAUGUGAUGAAUGUGGGAAAGCCUUCAUUUACAAUUCAGGCCUUGUCAAGCAUCAGAAGAUUCAUACCGGAGAGAAGCCUUUUAAAUGUAAUGAAUGUGGGAAAGCCUUCACUCAGAGCUCAGAUGUUGUUAGGCACCAGAGAAUCCAUACUGGAGAGAAGCCUUAUAAAUGUGAUGAGUGUGGGAGAGCCUUCAGUCAAAGCUCAGAUGUUGUUAAGCACCAGAGGAUCCACAGUGGAGAGAAACCUUAUCAGUGUAAGGAAUGUGGGAAAGCCUUUAUUCGGAGUUCAAGUCUUACUGCACAUCAAAUGAUUCACACUGGAGACAAGCCUUAUAAAUGUAAUGAGUGUGGGAAAGGCUUCCCUCAGUUCUCAAAGCUUACUCAACAUCAGAAGAUCCAUACUAGAGUGAAACCUUAUAAAUGUGAUGAAUGUGGGAAAGACUUCACUCAAAGAUCCCACCUUACCCAACAUUUGAAUACACAUACUGGAGAGAAGCCUCAUAAAUGUAAAGAAUGUGGGAAAGGCUUCAGUCAUGGUUCAAACCUUAUUAAGCACCGAAGGAUUCAUACAGGAGGGAAACCAUAUAAAUGUAAUGAAUGUGGGAAAGCCUUCAGUCAGAGCUCAGCCCUUGUCAAACACCAGAGGAUCCAUACUGGAGAGAAGCCUUAUAAAUGCAAUGACUGUGGGAAAGCUUUCAGGCAGAGUUCAAAUCUUAUUUCACAUCAAAUGAUUCAUACUGGAGAAAAGCCUCAUAAAUGUAAUGAAUGUGGGAAAAGUUUCAGUCAUAUCUCAGACCUUGUUAGGCACCAGAGGAUCCAUACUGGUGAGAAGCCUUAUAAAUGUAAGGAAUGUGGGAAAGCCUUCAGUCAGAGCUCAGUCCUUGUUAAACACCAGAGGAUCCACAGUGGGGACAAGCCUUAUAAAUGUAAUGAUUGUGGGAGAGCCUUUAUUCUGAGCUCAAGUCUUAUUGCUCAUCAAAUGGUUCAUACUGGAGAGAAGCCUUAUAAAUGUAAUGAAUGUGGGAAAGGCUUCAUUGAGAGUUCAGCUCUUAUUGUACAUCAGAGGAUUCACACUGGGGAGAAGCCUUAUACCUGUAAUGAGUGUGGGAAAGCCUUCACUAGGAACUUAAACUUAAUUGUACAUCAGAUGGUUCAUACUGGAGAGAAACCAUAUUCAUGUAAUGAAUGUGGGAAAUCCUUUAGUCAUGGCUCAGGCCUUGUUAAGCACCAGAGGAUUCAUACUGGAGAGAAUCCUUAUAAAUGUAAUGUGUGUGGGAAAGCUUUUAAACAGAGCUCAAACCUUAUUCGACAUCAAAAGAUUCAUACUGGAGAGAAGCCUUAUAAUUGUAAGGAAUGUGGGAAAGCCUUCACUCAGAGGUUCCACUUAAAAAAACAUCUGAAUACACAUACUGGAGAGAAGCCUUAUAAAUGUAAGGAAUGUGGUAAAGGCUUCAAUCAUGACUCAAACCUUAUUAAGCAUAGAAAGGUCCAUUCUGGAGGAAAACCAUAUAAAUGUAAUGAAUGUGGGAAAGCAUUCAAAAGGUUCUCAGGUGUUUUCCAGCACCAGCGUAUUCAUACUAGAGAAAAGUCUUAUAAAUGUAAGGAAUGUGGGAAAGCAUUUACUCAGAAGUCAGUCCUUCUUAGACAUCAGAAGACUCACACUGGAGAAACACCUUAUACAUGUAAUGACUGUGGGAAGGUUUUCAAUAAAAACUCUACCCUUGUUAAUCAUCAGAGAAUUCAUACUGGAGAGAAGCCUUAUAAAUGUAAUGAAUGUGGGAAAGCCUUCACUCAAAACUCUAUCCUUAUCAAACAUCAGAGGAUUCAUACUGGAGAGAAACCUUACAAAUGUGAUGAGUGUGGGAAAGCCUUCAUUGAGAGUUCUGCCCUUAUUGUACAUCAGAUGACUCAUACUGGAGAGAAACCUUAUACAUGUAAUGAAUGUGGGAAAGCCUUCAGUCAAAUGUCAAACUUCAAAGUACAUCAGAAGAUUCAUGACGGAGAGAAGCCUUAUAAAUGUAAUAAAUGUGGGAAAGGCUUUGGUCAGCGCUCAACCCUUUUCAAACACCAGAGAGUUCAUACUGGAGAGAAACCUUAUAAAUGUAAUGAGUGUGGGAAAGCCUUUAGUCGGAGGUCGAACCUUAAGGUACAUCAGAAGACUCAUACUGGAGAGAAACCUUAUAAAUGUAAUCAGUGUGGGAAAGCCUUUACUCUAAGGUCAUCCCUUUUCAGUCACCAGAGAAUUCAUACUGGAGAGAAGCCUUAUAAAUGUGAUGUGUGUGGGAAAGCCUUCUUUAGGAGAUCAAAUCUUAAUUUACAUCAGAAGAGUCAUACUGGAGACAAACCUUAUGUAUGUACCAAAUGUGGUAAAGCCUUUGCUCAGAAGUCAACCCUUUUCAAGCAUCACAAAAUUCAUACUGAAGAGAAACCUUUUAAAUGUGAUACAUGUGGGAAAACAUUCUUUGAGAGUUCAAGCCUUAUUAGCCAUAAGAUGGUUCAUACUGGAGAGAAGCCAUAUGCAUGUAGUGAAUGUGGAAGAGCCUUCAGUAAAAAGUCAGUCCUUGUUAAUCAUCGUAGAAUUCAUACUGGAGAGAGGCCGUAUAAAUGUAAAGAGUGUGGGAAAGCUUUCAGUCAGAGCUCAAAUCUUAGUGUACAUCGAAAGAUUCAUACUGGAGAGAAGCCUCAUAAAUGUAAUCAAUGUGGGAAAGUCUUCACACAAAGGUCAACCCUUUUCAAUCAUCAGAAAAUUCACAAUGAAGAGAAACCUUAUAAAUGUAAUGAGUGUGGUAAAGCCUUUGUUCAGAGAACAAAUCUCAAGGUACAUCAGAAGAUUCAUACUGGAGAGAAGCCUUAUCAAUGCAAUCAGUGUGGAAAAGCCUUCACUCAAAGUUCAUCUUUUUUCAAUCAUCAGAGAAUUCAUACUGGAGAAAAGCCUUAUAAAUGUAAUCAAUGUGGGAAAGCUUUCCUUAGAAGGUCAAACCUUAUCAGACACCAGAGAAGUCAUACUGGAGAAAAGCCCUAUACUUGCAAUGAUUGUGGGAAAGCUUUCUUUGACAGUUCAACCCUUAUUGUACAUCAGAUGACUCAUACUGGAGAGAAGCCAUAUUCAUGUAAUGAAUGUGGGAAAGAUUUCACUACAAAUUCAGUUCUUGUUAGUCACCAAAGAAUUCAUACUGGAGAGAAGCCUUAUAAAUGUAAUCAAUGUGGGAAAGCCUUUAGUCGGAGUUCAAAUCUUAAUGUCCACCGUAAGAUUCAUACUGGAGAAAAGCCUUAUACAUGUAAGGAGUGUGGAAAAGCUUUUGUCCAAAGAUCAAACCUUAAUGUACACCAGAAGAUUCAUAUUGGAGAGAAGCAUUAUACAUGUAAUCAAUGUGGAAAAGACUUCAAUGAACACUCAGCCCUUUUAAAUCAUCAGAAAAUUCAUGAUAAAAAGAAGCCUUCUAAACGUAAUCAAUCAGGGAAAGCCUUCGUUAAGAAGUCAAAUCAUAAUAUACAUAAGAAGACUCAUACUGAAGACAAACCUUAUAUAUGUAGUCAAUGUGGAAAAGCCUUCAGUGAACAUGCAAAGCUUUUCAAACACCAGAGGAUUCAUACUGAAGAGAAUCCUUAUAAAUGUAACGAUUGUGGGAAAACCUUCAUUCAAAGCUCCGACUAUGUUAAGCACCAUAAAAUUCAUACUGAAGAGAAGAAGCCUUUUACAUGUAAUGAGUGUGGGGAAGCCUUCAGUGAAGAAUCAUCCCUUGUUAAGCAUCAGAAUUUUCAUACAGAGAGAUCAAAGAAGUAG